CAUAUGUCAGACCGUACUACCACAACUUGUCUAGGAAUUAUUUUCCAUUCAGUCUGGUGUAAACGGGAGCGACUGAGAGAGAACACCCUAGUUUCGUACUCGAAGGCGCACGUUUCUAGUUGAUUUUUAGUGAUCCAAUACGCGCGAUGGCCGGGUUGCUGUCAAUCUCGUCGCGUAAUGUUCCGCGAACCGCGUUGCGAAUCGGCCUUCGAUCACUGGAGAGAUCCAACCAGCAGGUUAGCAAGAUUUCUGGUUCCAGAUGUCACCACCAGGGGCGCGCAAUUCUGCACAGAUUAGUUAGUGCGACAGUCGCCGAAAGUGCACCGACUCAAAAUUAUACUGCGUCGAAAUGGAUGUUGGCCAAUCGCAACAUUUUUACUUCGGCACGUCUGCUGAGCUCGGAAAUUGUUAAGGUUCCUCCCUUCGCUGAUUCCGUCUCGGAGGGUGACGUGAAGUUUGAGAAAAAAGUCGGUGACGCUAUAGCUGCCGAUGAGAUAGUGAUGGAGAUCGAAACCGAUAAGACUACGGUGGGAGUUCCAUCACCCGGCCAUGGAAUAAUUGAGGAAAUCUAUGUAUCCGACGGAGAUACAGUGAAAGCCGGACAGCAGCUGUUCAAGAUGAAGAUCACCGGCGAGGCGCCUAAGGCUGCCGCAAAACCAGCUGAGGCUUCCGCUCCAGCUGCUGCAGCUCCGCCACCGCCGCCGCCACCUCCACCAUCACCAUCACCGGUAGCAGCACCAGCCGCUGCUGCUCCACGACCGCCACCAGUAGCUGCCGCUGCGCCGCCUCCACCACCACCACGACCAGCAGGUCCGAUAAGCAAAAUGCCAGUCGCUGCCAUUCGCCACGCUCAGGCGAUCGAAGCUGCCACGGUGAAGGUUCCACCUGCCGAUUACAGUAAGGAAAUUACGGGCACCCGGACUGAGCAGCACGUGAAGAUGACACGCAUGCGACUGAAGAUCGCCUCCCGUUUGAAGGAGGCCCAAAAUACCAACGCUAUGCUGACUACGUUCAAUGAGGUUGACAUGAGCUUCAUCAUGGAUUUCCGCAAGCAGCAUCUGGAAGCCUUCCAGAAAAAGUACGGAAUGAAGCUCGGAUUCAUGUCGGCCUUCUGUAAGGCAGCAGCCUAUGCCCUGCAGGACCAACCCGUUGUGAACGCUGUCAUCGGAGAGAAUGAGAUCAUCUACCGGGAUUACGUUGACAUCUCGGUUGCUGUGGCCUCACCAAAAGGUCUGGUCGUGCCGGUACUGAGAAACGUUGAGGGAAUGAACUACGCCGACAUUGAGCUGGCCAUCGCUGCGUUGGCUGACAAGGCGAAAAAGGGAACGCUAGCCGUUGAGGAUAUGGAUGGUGGCACUUUCACCAUCUCGAACGGUGGAGUUUUCGGGUCGUUGCUGGGGACGCCCAUCAUCAAUCCACCGCAAAGUGCCAUUCUAGGCAUGCAUGGUAUCUUUGAGAGACCAAUUGCUGUAAAAGGACAGGUUGUCAUUCGACCAAUGAUGUACGUCGCGUUGACUUACGACCACCGGUUGAUUGAUGGUCGUGAAGCUGUUUACUUCCUGCGUAAGGUCAAGGCUGCCGUAGAGGAUCCCCGCAUCGUGCUCGCUGGGCUGUAAAGUAGAUACAACUUUUGGUCGCACUAUUACCGUGAAAAACUCAUUCAACCGAUAGAAUCAUCAUCGAGAGCGGAAUGCGCCGAUAACACAAGCAACAAAUGAUAUUUGUUAAACAAUGAGAAGCCCCAUAGGGAUCCCAAGAAUCUUACAUUAGGAAGCAUAAAUGAAACGAAACGCAGUGAAUAUCUAGCUUCAGUUCCAACCGUUCGCACCUCGGCUAUGCUCCGUUUACCACACUCACACAAUUUAACCGUUGUUCAAUAAACAUCCAAGUCAAUAUUCUCCGGAGAAA
Molecule: messenger RNA, 1908 nt
Organism: Toxorhynchites rutilus septentrionalis
Lineage: Eukaryota; Metazoa; Arthropoda; Insecta; Diptera; Culicidae
Product: dihydrolipoyllysine-residue succinyltransferase component of 2-oxoglutarate dehydrogenase complex, mitochondrial
Exons: 7
Coding region: 147-1616 (489 amino acids)
Biological process (GO): tricarboxylic acid cycle
Cellular component (GO): oxoglutarate dehydrogenase complex
Molecular function (GO): dihydrolipoyllysine-residue succinyltransferase activity
Source: RefSeq, a predicted model, not a curated record